UCUUGAUAGUAAUGUUUGUUUCAGACUUUUUCUUGAUUGUCUUAUUCCCUUGUACACUGUGUGCUUCACUGGAACAUGGAGUAUUCCAGGCCACAGGAUUUACCAAGUUAUUAGAAACUGAUUAGCAAACUGUCACUGUUUGAUUUAGAAGUUCUGUUUGAAGUUAGGAAUAAUGCUGGAGUAAGAAAUGUUUUCAAGGCUUUUGAAGAGUUAUCAGAAUGUGCCCCUCUGCAAAGUGGUUGUUGGAAGUAAGUCCCUUCCAAGAACUCCAGUGUUAUUGGUCUAAAUAUUCUGUUAUAGCUCUCCCUUAAGGAGUAGAGUACAAAAACAUGGACUUGGGUUUAUUGAGGGGUGCUUUAUUUAGCCAUCUUGAAUUUUUGUUAUGAAUUUCUCUUUUUCGUAUUUCUCCACUUUUAUUUAGUCAUUCAUGUCUACUUUCUUUGGUUUUGUACUGAUUUUUCUAGGAUAAAUUGGAUAUCUGACAUUAUUGUGGUCGUCUCUCCUGAAAAUAUCGAAACAAUGAAGACUAUCAUUGAAAAAUAUGGCCACAAAAGAGUUACAGUAGUAAAAGGUGGAAUAACUCGUCACCGGUCAAUAUUCAAUGGACUGAAAGUAUUUGCAGAGGAUGAAUUUUCCUGCCAUUUGCUCCAGAAGCCAGAAGUAGUGAUUAUCCAUGAUGCUGUGAGGCCUUUUGUCGAAGAAGAUAUUGUUUCAAAAGUGGUUAUGGCUGCUAAAGAACAUGGGAAUUAUCACUUAAUGCUGGAGCAGUUCUGUUAGUGAUUACUAAUACUAGCCA
This is a messenger RNA of Cyanistes caeruleus (blue tit), 796 nucleotides long. Lineage: Eukaryota; Metazoa; Chordata; Aves; Passeriformes; Paridae. The record is from RefSeq and is a predicted model, not a curated record.